GAAAAAGCAACUGAACAAGACAAAACAGAAAAAGCUAAAAAGAAGAAGCCAAAGCUCUUGAACAAAUUUGAUAAGACCAUUAAAGCUGAACUAGAUGCUGCAGAAAAACUACGUAAAAAAGGAAAAGUUGAAGAAGCUCUAAGGGCCUUUGAAGCGUUGGUGAAUCAGUAUCCACAGAGUCCUCGAGCAAGAUAUGGGAAAGCACAGUCUGAAGAUGACUUAGCUGAGAAAAUGAGGAGUAAUGAGAUGCUGCAAAAAGCUAUCAACACUUACGACGAGGUGGUUGGUCUGCCAAAUGUCCCGUCAGAUCUGAUAAAACUGAGCUUGAAACGAGAAGCAGACAGGCAGCAGUUUCUUGGUCGCAUGAGGGGUUCCCUGGUUACGCUACAGAAAUUAGUUCAGCUGUUUCCCGGUGAUACUUCAUUCAAGAAUGACCUUGGUGUUGGUUACCUCUUGAUAGGAGAUAACAGCAAUGCCAAGAAAGUAUACGAAGAGGUUCUGAGCCUGGCUCCAAAUGAUGGCUUUGCCAAAGUACAUUAUGGCUUCAUCCUGAAGGCAGAAAACAAAAUAGCAGAGAGCAUACCCUAUCUAAAGGAAGGACUAGAGUCUGGUGAUCCUGGCACAAAUGAUGGACGCUUUUAUUUCCAUCUGGGCGAUGCCUUGCAGAGAAUGGGAGACAAAGAGGCGUACAAGUGGUAUGAACUUGGAUACCAGAGAGGUCACUUUGCAUCAGUCUGGCAGCGCUCCCUUUACAAUGUCAAGGGACUGAAAGCUCAGCCUUGGUGGACGGCGAGGGAAACUGGUUAUACGGAGCUGGUGAAGUCCUUAGAAAAAAACUGGAAGCUCAUUCGGGAUGAGGGACUUGCUGUGAUGGACAAAAAGAGAAGCCUCUUCCUGCCUGAAGAUGAGAAUCUACGAGAAAAGGGAGACUGGAGCCAGUUUACCUUAUGGUCACUAGGAAGAAAAAACGAGAACGCUUGUAAAAGUGUUCCAAAAACGUGCGCUUUAUUGGAAAGAUUCCCGGAAGCUACUGGCUGCAGAAGAGGGCAGAUCAAAUAUUCCAUCAUGCACCCAGGGACUCAUGUCUGGCCCCACACAGGGCCCACCAACUGUCGUCUAAGGAUGCAUUUGGGCUUGGUGAUACCUAAGGAAGGCUGCAGAAUUCGAUGUGCCCAAGAGAACAGAACCUGGGAAGAAGGGAAAGUCCUUAUUUUUGAUGACUCUUUUGAACAUGAAGUGUGGCAGGAUGCUGAAAAUUAUCGCCUGAUAUUCAUUGUGGAUGUGUGGCACCCUGAGUUAACGGCACAACAGAGACGCACCCUUCCUGCUAUCUAA
This is a messenger RNA of Leptosomus discolor (cuckoo roller), 1335 nucleotides long. The record is from RefSeq and is a predicted model, not a curated record. Lineage: Eukaryota; Metazoa; Chordata; Aves; Leptosomiformes; Leptosomidae.